Microplitis demolitor is the source of this 1538-nucleotide messenger RNA. Its product is annotated as syntenin-1. Bases 164 to 1081 code for a protein of 305 amino acids. The transcript is spliced from 8 exons. The record is from RefSeq and is a predicted model, not a curated record. Gene Ontology annotation, molecular function: protein binding. Lineage: Eukaryota; Metazoa; Arthropoda; Insecta; Hymenoptera; Braconidae. Gene Ontology annotation, cellular component: plasma membrane; cytoplasm.
UUGAGUAUAGUUUGACAUAAUCCGUCGUUUUGUCAAGUAGCUCAGGACUUCAGUGAAAAACACAUUCAACAAAACAAAAAAAAUAACAAUAAAAAUUUUAAUACAAUCGAUUUUAAAUCAUAUUUGACUCAUCAAGUAUCAUCAGAUAAAAAUAAAAGUAAAAAUGUCUUUAUAUCCAUCCCUAGAAGACAUGAAGGUGGAUCAGAUGGUGAAGGCUCAGAUGAAAGUUGAGUCUCAAUUUACUCCAACUGCACCAUCACCGGUCUCAGUAAGUCCAUCAGCACCGGCAUUGACACCACCAGGUUACAAUGACUUGCCAGGACAAUUAUAUCCAGCUCUGGGUGAUUACAUGGGUCUAGAGUUAAGCCCAGAAGCUAUUGAAACUAAUAUGCCUGAGUACACAAUAGCUUACCGUGAAUCUAUGGAAGUCAUGAAGCCAGAAUCAGGAACUUUGAAUGGUAUGAUUGCACCAUUGUCUAAAGAUUCAUUGGGAUUGCAAAGGGCUCAAGUCUCUAAUGGGAUUCGUGAACUGACACUGUGCAAAGACAGCGAUGGUAAAAUCGGAUUACGUGUACAUGAAGUAAACAAUGGGAUAUUUGUUUGUCUGGUAAGUCCGGAUUCCCCGGCAGCCAAAGCUGGAUUAAGAUUCGGUGACCAGAUUCUUGAUAUCAAUGGAACUUCUGUUGCUGGAUAUACUAUGGAUCAAGUUCAUAAGAUAUUUCGUAAUGCUCCUGUUAACAAUAUUAAAGUUAUUGUUCGUGAUAGACCACUGGAAAGAACGAUUACUAUGCACAAAGAUAGCUCGGGGCAAAUCGGGUUUCAGUUUAAAGAAGGUAAAAUAAUUGCGCUUGUUAAAGAUUCAUCUGCUGCACGUAAUGGAGUUCUUACUGAUCAUCAGUUGUUGGAAGUUAAUGGCAAGAAUGUUAUUGGACUAAAAGAUAAAGAAAUAGUCGCCGAAAUAGCCAACAGUCCCAGUGUUGUAACAAUAACUGUAAUCCCUUCAUACAUUUACAACCACAUGAUCAAAAAAAUGUCUGGAAGUCUUUUGAAAGCAAUGGAUCAUUCAGUGUCAAAUUUCUAGGACAAACCCCAACGGGGAUACAAGACUUUUCUUAUUAUUUUUACAUGUUCAUUUAUUCUAUGUUUAAUUAUUUUUUUCAAGUAUUUUUAUCUGCUAGUUUAAAUCUUAAAUCUUUUUUACUCUCUUGAUACGACGUUGAAAAAAAUGAAACUUAUCAUCGUAAGUCUGUCAGAUCUUUGUUAGUAAAAUAAACUAAACAAAGAUCUUAAUUAAAUAAUCAGUUGCCAAACAAAUAGUAAUUACAAUAAAAAAAACAAAUAUAUAUAUUAUAUAUACGAGCUAUAUACUGUUAAAUUACUCAUACUAGAUAACUACGUAUACUAUUUUGUUAAUAAAUAUUUUAUUACUAGACUUAAAAAAAUAAUUAAGUCUAUAAAUAAAUAAUCUACUUUAUGGUUAAUUUAUUUUAGACAAAGGACUUAUUUAUUUAUAGACUUCGAGCAGUUGAUUAUAAAAU